Molecule: messenger RNA, 1709 nt
Organism: Eurytemora carolleeae
Lineage: Eukaryota; Metazoa; Arthropoda; Copepoda; Calanoida; Temoridae
Product: GSK-3-binding protein
Exons: 2
Coding region: 133-663 (176 amino acids)
Cellular component (GO): cytoplasm
Source: RefSeq, a predicted model, not a curated record
CCGGUGUGUUGGAACUAGCCCUUCACUCGCCUGCGCACAGGCGGACUGAAAACACACACUUCUGCGUAAACACUAAACGAUCUUUGUUUCAAAAAGUUUCCGUCAGGCGUCAAUAUUUCUUCAAAACAAGACAUGCCUGCGAAAGAAAAUGUUCUCCUCUUGUCAGAAAACGAAACAAAACUUAUCCGUAAGGAUGUUGACAACCUAGUGCAAAAUAUUAAAGAUAAUUUAAAAUUAAAUUUUGAGGCUGUGUCUUUUGAUAAUGGAGGGGGCAAAUCCCUCCCCCACCUGGACUACACCACUGAUCUGGUACCCAGCUGUAGGAAGGCUCGAAGCUAUAUGAGCGCUAAAAGUUCACGAGCAUCCCCCUAUGCAGUACCCGUGAAAGGAGGAAACUGUGAUUGUGAUGACGGCGGCAGGAAUUGGGCAGCCAGGAAACGAUAUCCUAGUAUGUCGGCGAACGGGAAACAGAAACUUGAAUUAGAGGAUCCGUUGGAGAUGCUACACGAGUUAAUUAGUGAGGGUAACCUACUGAAAGAGGCUGUGAGAAGACUGCAAAUGGGGUUUACUCCCAAGAUGAGAAACUUCUAUGACAGUGAUGAAGACUGUCGUACUCCCCCUGCCAAUACAUACUCCGACCUCUGCCAGGUCGGGUUCAAUUAAACAAGAGAAAUCCAUCCCAGCUCUCCUGGUUAUACACUCCUAGGGGAGGGGAUUACUCUUACUCCGGGUUCUGCUAAACUAGCAGGUUCAACCCGACUCACGUUCCAUCUCCCUUAACUCUACUGUUCGUCAAUCAGCAGUAGUUUAUGUGUCCCAAUGUGUACAGUACCUAACACUAAACCACUCAGUGAAAAAAUCAACGUGCAGAAAAAAAUAUAAAAAAAUUUAAAACAAACCAAAAAUCAUCCAAAAAAAAAAUUCGUUCUGAUUUCCAUGUGUGUGUUCUGUUUCUCCCUCGGACCAUUUUAGCGACGGAACUCUUUCUCCAGCAGACAGCUGUCACGUGAUAUCCCCAGCUGAUCUCUCCGUCCCAAACCUUCUCCAGGUUACCCGCCUUCCCCUAGCUGUGAAACUUCCCGGGGCGGGAAAUCAGGAACUUUCCUACCUCCCGAGUCAUUGAUCCCACAUCAUGCCCUCACCGAGGGGGGGAUAUCUUUCAAUUCAUCCUGUAUCAUUAGGAUUUUGUAAGGUUCGUAUUCUUCUCUCUGUCAACCCGCUGCAGGAUAAUGAAGACUGUUUAACUAUAAUGCAUGAGCGGCUGGGUUGGAUGAGGGUCGGAGUCGAACCUAUCACUCAAAAUAUUGUAUAGCAAACAUUGCUCCGCAUUCGUAGAUGUAAGAUUAUCUUGCUUUUCACAAUUCAAAUAUUAAUAUUUUUUAUUAUUACUAUUAGAACUGAAACUUAGAAAAUUCAUCCAGUUGUCGUGAAGUAGACGUUGAAUGUGUGUCUCAUUGUUUAAUAAUUAAUAAUUUAUCUUCUUUCACUAAAUUAACAUUUAUUAAGAUUCAUUUUUAAUCUGAAUUCAUGUUAAAUGAAAGGCCUCAUUUCCCUCAAUAGGUCGUUUUAAAGCAAUUGAUCUCAUAUUGUUAAUUCAGUUUGUGUGCGCGGGUUCCUCCUGUGCGUAUGGAAUAUUGUAUGUUCGCAGGGGGACCUUGCACCCCCAAAAACCUAGUUCUUUUCUCAGGAAAUAAACAUUAUAAACUUAA